Molecule: messenger RNA, 1098 nt
Organism: Lycium ferocissimum
Lineage: Eukaryota; Viridiplantae; Streptophyta; Magnoliopsida; Solanales; Solanaceae
Product: WRKY DNA-binding transcription factor 70
Exons: 3
Coding region: 101-997 (298 amino acids)
Biological process (GO): regulation of DNA-templated transcription
Molecular function (GO): DNA-binding transcription factor activity; sequence-specific DNA binding
Source: RefSeq, a predicted model, not a curated record
UCUCUUUCCUUCACCUCCCAAUCACUUCCCAUAUAAGAAAACAUUCUAGCCUUCCAUAUAUUCUCACAUCUUAAACAUUUAAAAAAAAAAUAAAAAUAAAAUGGAGGAGCUUCUUCAUGAAAACCUACGUAAGAAAUUGAUCAAUGGUCUAGUUCGAGGAAAAAAAUUUGCAACCCAACUUCAAACUUUACUUCAAAAACCUCAUACUGAACAUCAUGGGUCAGUUUUAGCUGAUGAACUUGUUCUGAAAAUAUGGAGAUCUUUCACUCAGGCUAUUACUGAGUUAAAUACUUUGGGUAAUUCCAACAAGAGUUUAGUCCAGAUCGAGGAAGUUGAUCAACCGGAUUCCGGUGACCGGAAAUCUAAAGAAUGUUGUAGUAAUUCUGAAUUGAAGAAGAAGGAGAAGCAAGGGGGCAAGGACAAGAGAGGCUGCUACAAGAGAAGGAAAACCUCAGGUUCAUGGAUGAGAGAAUCUGCAACAAUGGAUGAUGGUUGUGCAUGGAGGAAAUACGGGCAGAAGAAUAUACUCAAUUCAAAAUAUCCAAGGUGCUACUUUAGGUGCUCCCACAAGUACGAUCAAGAUUGCCGGGCCACAAAACAUGUUCAAAUCGUCCAAGAAAAUCCAAAAAUGUACCACACCACAUACUUUGGCAAUCACACUUGCAAUUCAGAAAAGAUUCCAAAGCAUAAGAUGAUAACUAAUAAUUCACAAUUCAAUCAUCCCAUAUUGGAAUCUCCACCUUUUGAAGUAAAACCAAAAAUACCUAGCAGUGACAUUCAUGAUUCAACAGUGAAAGAAGAAGACGAAGAAGAAUCCAAGGGACAAAGUGAUGAUGUAUCUUCAUCAACUAUGGAUUCUAACUUAUGGCAGGAUUUUAUGCCUUCUUCAUUGGCUGAUCAUAGUUCUUCUUAUUUUGAACGUGUGAUUUCUAGUGAUAUGGAAGAUUUUGGUACAUUUGGUGACUUUCAUGACUUUGAGGCAAUAGAGUUCUUUUGAUAUUGUCAAUAAUCCUUAUGGAUAAUGUCGUAAAAUAAGAGACCUUUCACUGUCUUGUAUUACUUCUAAAUGAAAAUGUUCAUACAGUAGCUUCUCCCUAA